CUGACACAGCUCAGACGGAACUUAACACUUCUUUCAUUUAAAUAGAGGGUUUGUAAACUGUAGUCUAUUAUAGUUACAGCAGUCAUUUUUACAGUACUAGAAUGUGUUUUAUAUUUAUAUAUAUAUAAUUCUUCCCUAUGUGACACGCACACAUUGCACUACCUUACAGUAUUCAAGUGAUACGAAACCUACUGUCUCGUGCGCAACAAGUAAGGGCAGUGUACACAUGACACCGUUGACUGGUUUCUUCGCGAGCGCAGGAGCGGUACGCGCAGGAGCGGUACGCGCAUCUGCGUGUCCGUGAUGGCUGUUCGCUCCGGUCGCGUGAGGCGGAGGGGAGGCGCGUCUCCGUGCCGUGUGUGCUCUUGUUGUCACACGCGCCAUAGCCGCGCGCGUGCACUCCUCUCCUUCGAGCUGCUAAUAUGGAGGAUUGCUGAGACGUGUGGAGAGACAUUCCCGUAUCUUACCGACCGCCUCACGCCCGCGUUUGGAAGUGAUCGGAUCCGUCUGAUGGUGUGCUACAGCUCGUCUUCAGGAUGAGCGAGGAGAUCUGAUCCCAUCCUGGCUCCUCCACAGGCCUUCUCCAUCUCUGUCUCCUGCCUGCGUUUUUCCAUGGGCUCCCGCAGCCAGGGCUUCCACCACCCGCACCACCUGCACCACCCGCAGCGCAGUUCCGUGGUGCCCCCAGCCAUGCCCCGACUGAUGCCUGAGACGGGCAGCCUCCUGGGGGGCAUCGCCCAGAUCACGCCCACGCUGUUCCUCAGCCGUGGCAACGUGGCGUCCAACCGUAGCCUCCUGCUGUCCAGGGGCAUCACGUGUGUGGUGAACGCCACCAUCGAACUGCCGAACUUCAACUGGCCACACAUGGAGUACAUGAAGGUGCCCCUGACGGACAUGCCGCACUCGCCCAUCUCCCUGUACUUCGACAGCGUCGCCGACAAAAUCCACAGCGUGGGCCGCAAGCGUGGGGCCGUGUUGGUGCACUGUGCGGCCGGCGUGAGCCGCUCCGCCUCCCUCUGCCUGGCCUACCUCAUGAAGUACCACCGCGUCUCUCUGGCGGAGGCGCACGCCUGGGUCAAGGCACGCCGGCCUGUCAUCCGGCCCAACGGUGGCUUCUGGCGCCAGCUCAUUGAGUAUGAGAGGAAGUUGUUUGGCAAGACAUCGGUAAAGAUGGUGCAUACGCCCUACGGCAUCAUACCCGACGUGUACGAGCGAGACCGCCGCGGCCUGGCGCCUUACUGGGGCCUGUAGAAGAGGCGCAGGGUGCUGUUGUUAUGGUGGCGAUGGGCGAGGGGACAGGAAGGCAAGCAGACCGGACUGCCAAACUCGACCGGAUUGGCUGAUACCGCCGUGACAUCACUACAUUCUCGUCCGGAGUGACAGAACCAGAGCGGUCUGUAGGAGGUUGACGUUGUGACCUAGUGGCAUUGGAAGAUCGUAAGGCAGAGCGGAGAUUCAGCAUUCAGUCUUUCCUUUCAGAUUCCACCCACAUUCCUGCUGUAAUGAUGUUCCACUCUCACUCUCGGAGUGUCCUCUCCGUUACUGGUGGCAUUUUCAAACAUAUUCACGUACGGACUGGUCUGUUCAACCAGAGAUAGGGUUAGUUGGGAAGGAAUGGGCACUGCUGAGUGGCACAAGAAUUCGGACAGAUUGAUUAUAAAAUAUGUGACAUGCUAGGAAUUUGCUGUAUUCCAAAAGAAUCUUUAUGGAAAAAAUUUGAAAUUCCAUGGAUUUGGGAAUUGUGGUGAGGAUCAAACAAAUUAGACACAGUUUGGUAAUACUUCAGGAAAUGGAUGCAAUUGGUUUUCCUCCAACAUCUGGACCUCUAACAAUGUGUUUGUUUAUAAAUAAUGUAGUGCUUGAUUUUUCUUAUAAAGCUGUCUUCAAUAGACGAUUUAACACCAAGAUUAGUCUGGCAGAGUUCAAAAAUAAGACAAUAAGCAAGUUAUUCUUUAUCGUGGAUGAAAUGCAGAACGAAACUGAGAAGUGAAGACGUAACUAUUGUGUUGUUAAUAAACCAUU
Electrophorus electricus (electric eel) is the source of this 2022-nucleotide messenger RNA. RefSeq names its product dual specificity phosphatase 14 (gene dusp14). Gene Ontology annotation, biological process: protein dephosphorylation. Lineage: Eukaryota; Metazoa; Chordata; Actinopteri; Gymnotiformes; Gymnotidae. The record is from RefSeq and is a predicted model, not a curated record. Gene Ontology annotation, molecular function: MAP kinase tyrosine/serine/threonine phosphatase activity. Gene Ontology annotation, cellular component: cytoplasm.